AUGCGAAUCGAUCUUCGGCUCGCCAGAGGUACAUGCGGCGUUUCGGGCGACAACAGCGCUGCGACCGCGAAGUGGCGGUGGACAUGCUCCCAUGUCGCCGACGCGGCGCCGGAGUGGCCGUCGCUGCUCGCCACGACCACGACGGCUACUCUGAUACUCCGGGCCGACCCGUCCUACCCGACGGUGGCACUCUUCCACGUCUCGCUCACGCUGAGAAAAAUUCUGAGCCGUGCAGCAGAGUCGCCGACGAGUCGGUCCGCGUGCCUCCUCGUGUCGCGCAUCGUUCUCACCCAUCCAUAA
This is a messenger RNA of Emiliania huxleyi CCMP1516, 300 nucleotides long. RefSeq lists its product as hypothetical. The record is from RefSeq and is a predicted model, not a curated record. Bases 1 to 300 code for a protein of 99 amino acids. The transcript has a single exon. Lineage: Eukaryota; Haptophyta; Isochrysidales; Noelaerhabdaceae.